UGUCAUAGAAAGUGGGGAGCAGGCAUAGGGAAUUAAUUUCACACGGCGCAGGCAGGCAGGGUGAUAUGGGACAUGGAGUAAGGGUUUCCGUAAUUGUAGUUCACCGAGAGAGAGAGUGUGUGCGGGAGGAGGACAUGAGUGAAAGGGAAGCGCUGGUCACAGCAUCAGCACAGGAAUCGGUGACGCGGGGGAGAGAGUGACAUCUGGAGCGAUCUGUGUGGCGUCGCAUGUCCAUACCUCGCAGCGUCCCAUUGCGAAUGUGGGCACCUCGGUCUCGUUUCGUCGUGUCUUUCUUACUCCCACAUCGUCAACUUCUUCCGAAUUGCCGGUCAGCCAAGAAGUGAUUGAGCGGGCUGAGUGAGGAGAGUGGGGCAGGGAACGAGGCGAUUAUUGUGAUGGAUGCAACAGCGGCAUCAUUUGUGAGAGCUGCUCCUGUAGCUACCACACCCACGAAGCAGUCUGCUGUUUCAAGUGACAAGCGUCUGAGUGCCGCCCCCUCGCUGACAACUCCUUUCUUCAUCUCGCCUUUGUCGACCAAGUCGCAGAGCCGGCAGCGCUUUGCUUCUGCCAAGCUCGCCAUCAACUCUUCUGCUGCUACCAGUGCGGCCUCCAUGGCGACCGCCCCCCGCACCGGUGGACUCAUCGAGCCUGAUGGUGGCGUCCUGGUCGACUUGCAUGUGUCGGAGCAGGAGAAGGAUAGCAAGAAGGCUGAAGCUGCGACAUUGCCCAAAAUUCAGCUGGUAUUGGUGGACUUGCAGUGGGUGCACACUGUCGCAGAGGGAUGGGCAUCGCCUCUCACCGGUUUCAUGCGUCAGAAUGAGUACCUUCAAUCUCUACAUUUCAACUGCCUUCGCCUACCUGAUGGUACCUUCACCAAUAUGUCCCUCCCCAUUGUCCUGGCCAUCGACGACGAGAAGAAACAGAGCUUGUCCGGCGUCAACGCUGUCACUCUUGUUGGCCCGGAUGGCAAUGAUGUUGCUAUCCUUCGCAAUAUUGAGAUUUACAAGCACAACAAGGAAGAGCGGAUUGCUCGCACUUGGGGAACCACAGCUCCAGGUCUACCUUACGUGGAUGAAGCAAUUGCAAAUGCUGGGAACUGGCUCAUUGGUGGGGAUCUGGAGGUUCUGGAGAGAAUUAAGUACAAUGACGGACUUGAUCACUACAGAUUGUCGCCAGCAGAGCUGCGUGCUGAGUUUGAAAGGCGGGAGGCCGAUGCUGUGUUUGCAUUCCAGCUGCGUAACCCUGUUCACAACGGACACGCAUUACUGAUGACUGACACAAGACGCCGGUUGCUAGAAAUGGGCUACAAAAACCCUAUUCUGCUGCUGCACCCUCUGGGGGGUUACACGAAGGCUGACGACGUUCCUCUAGAAUGGAGAAUGAAGCAACACGAUGAGGUCCUUGCAGCCGGAGUGCUAGACCCUGCGACCACUGUGGUGGCUAUCUUCCCGUCUCCUAUGCACUACGCUGGACCAACGGAGGUGCAAUGGCACGCCAAGGCUCGCAUCAAUGCAGGCGCUGACUUCUACAUUGUUGGGAGGGAUCCCGCUGGCAUGGGCCAUCCCACUGCUGGGCGCGACUUGUACGACGCAAACCAUGGGAAGAUGGUGCUCAGCAUGGCGCCUGGCCUUGAGAAGCUCAACAUCUUGCCCUUCAGGGUUGCAGCUUACGAUAAGACACAGAGUCAGAUGGCAUUCUUCGAUCCAUCUAGGGCGCAAGAUUUUCUCUUUAUUUCUGGAACUAAGAUGCGCAACUUCGCAAAGAGCAACGAGUUGCCACCAGAUGGGUUCAUGUGCCCAGGAGGGUGGCAAGUGUUGGUGGACUACUACCAAGGACUGCAAAAACUGGAAUGAGCGUAGAGCAUCUCAUUGUUUAGAAGUCUUCAAUAUAAGAUUUGGGAUCGCUGCAUAUUUCCAAAUUGAAGAUUUUCACUUGAGCAUACGUGUUGACUGCAUGAGCAGUGGUUGUGAAGCAUAGUAGGAAGAGUCGGUCAUUGCAGUGGCGUUAACAGAGAGAUCUGUUGCGGCACAUUUUUUUCCACGAGUUUGGACGAGUUGGAAGAACGGGGCUUGGAAGAGCAAGCUCACACCUAGCUAAAUUAUGAGUGUAUGGAAAGUCUCUCGCUGCCCAGAAAUCGGUCGCAAAGAAGUAUCGUCUUUUCUUCGGGCUGGAUGAAGAUGUCGUGAGGAUCUUUUUCUUAGUGCUUUAUGUUUUGUGCACCAGUUAGAAUGUAUGAACACCUAGUUCCUGAUGUUGAAGAGUCUGUUACUGCAGCUUUGCUUCAAUGGCUUUCCUUGGCGUUCGGCACCCCCCUGAGUAGAGGGAUUUACUAGUGUCAUGACGAUCACUGGUUAGCUCCUUAUAUUACCCCGCUUUUGAUUACUGGUUGUUACUAUCUGGUCUAUUCAGUACCACUUGAAUAAAAUUCCAGGGUUAUGGAAGAUUUUUCUUAUUUCAA
Messenger RNA from Physcomitrium patens, 2458 nucleotides. RefSeq names its product ATP sulfurylase 1, chloroplastic. Gene Ontology annotation, biological process: sulfate assimilation. NCBI's taxonomy places the organism in Eukaryota, Viridiplantae, Streptophyta, Bryopsida, Funariales, Funariaceae. The record is from RefSeq and is a predicted model, not a curated record. Gene Ontology annotation, molecular function: adenylylsulfate kinase activity; sulfate adenylyltransferase (ATP) activity.